Solea solea (common sole) is the source of this 4315-nucleotide messenger RNA. It is a transcript of the gene zswim7, whose product is annotated as zinc finger, SWIM-type containing 7. Lineage: Eukaryota; Metazoa; Chordata; Actinopteri; Pleuronectiformes; Soleidae. The record is from RefSeq and is a predicted model, not a curated record. Gene Ontology annotation, biological process: double-strand break repair via homologous recombination. Gene Ontology annotation, cellular component: Shu complex. Gene Ontology annotation, molecular function: zinc ion binding. Bases 1525 to 1911 code for a protein of 128 amino acids. The transcript has 5 exons.
CAUUAGUUAUUAUUGCAAAUACUAAUUGUUUUGGCAAUUCUCUUUUCAAAUCACUUUUCAAACAUAUUUUUAUAUAAUAGAAACACAUACUAUGUAAAUAAAUGAUGACAAACCAGAAUUCAAGUUAAAGAGCUGCAAUUCACCUUAGUUUCAGACAAAUUACUCUGGUCAGGAGGGGGCCGGUUAAGUGAGAAAAAAGUAUGAGACUUCUGCAAUAAGCCUUUCCUAUGUACAUCAGGCAAGUACCUUCCUUUAGCAGCAGUCAUAAUGGACAUGUGUUUUGCAUUUUGAAGGACACAUAAACAAAAGAAGGGGGCAAAAGUCAGAGUGGAUGGUAUGGUAUAGGGUGACGUGAAAGUGUGUUUAUAUCCUUUCUGUUAUGCACAGGCCACCAUACGCCUCUGACUUGCUGAGGAAAAGGAAGGGAGAAUGGACAAGUCUUGUGUUUGAUGCAGUCUGCAUUCUCACCAUUAGAUGGACCUGUAAAAACAUCUUCCUCCAUGUCCAAGCUUAAACCUCCUAAGCUUACACUGUCAUUUGUUAUGUUGUGCCUAUUGCUAGAACUGGGCGUAACCACCACGCCAGUGUUGUGGCGUACAGUGUAAUUGCAGUUGCAAACAAAAUGACUUUAGUGCUUUUAAGAAAAAGUGUUUUCCAUGAAGACACGCCUGAAGGACCAAUCUCUUGACUUGGCUCGCGUGCUGCGUCACUAAAUGUUUCGUGUAAUACUUUAAUCAAUUUUACAGCAAUUCAAGUCGUCCACUUCCAGGGCCAUUUUUACAGCAGACAUUUUGACUUGUAAUAGCUGGAAAUGCUCAGAUAUUUUACUGACCUCAGCAAUUACACAAAUACCCCAGUGAGCCAUAACCGUAAGGAAACUCAAAUUAUUUUCACUACUUUGCUUGGAUUAUUUACACUGGUGCUGUAAGUAGGGCUAAUGUGUUUAUUGGGUAGUUCAAGUGGAAAUGAAUCAUCAUUUAUUUUAAUAAUUAACUCUUCAUCACUUCCCGGAUCAGAUACCAUUACAGUUUUUGCCCUAAACCCCAAGUUCUGCUUGGACUUUAUGCCUCAGUGGACUUUUAUUACCAUUAAUCAGUGGUUGUGUUUAUAUUUACUUGAUAAAUUUACAUUAAAAAAACAAACUGAAGAAUACUUUCACUAUUUUUAGCAUUGUCUUCAGGGAGGAGGAGGAAGGAGCUGCAUUAUUUUUUUUAUACUGCAGUAAUUUUCUUAGGAACUUAACUGUAGUGCAAGCUUCAAAUGUGGAUAUAGAGCUACUCGUGCCAGUGCUUUGACUAAGGUUAUUUCCAUUGCUUUUAUUGUCUGUAUUUGUUUGAGUAUUCAUUAAUCAUACCCAGCUUUCCUCUUGAUCUGUCAGUCUGUUGGUGUGUCACUAGCUUGAAUUCAGUUCCCAUAAUUGUAUUUAUCUCUUAGGAACUCAAUUUGUGAAAAAGCAUCAGUGUGUAUCAUACAUACACAACCCAACAACAACACUGCAAAGGGUUUCUCCACCAAACAUCCAGAAUGAAGCAAACAGGAAACCAAAAGGAGAACUUCUUUAUCAAGAACAUUCCUGAUGACCUGCUCAUAGCGCUGAAGUUUAUCUUUGGGCCUUGUGCGUUACCGGCUUUGGACCUGGUGGACCAACGUUCAGUCACCUGUCUGUCAUCUCCCAGUGGACGCAAGGUCUUCCAGGUCACUGGAGGCUCAGGACGUCUGUACACUUGCUUUGUGUCCUGUCACUACUGCCCAUGUCCGGCCUUCGCCCACACCGUGCUCCGCAAAAAUGAAGGACUUCUGUGCAAACACAUCCUGGCUGUCUACCUCUGUCAGGCCAUGGGUGUGACUCAGCAGGACAGUGUGACAGACCAGCAGGUGUCCAUGCUGCUAAGUGGGACAUCAACAACCUGAUUACCCAGGUAUAUUCACUGUCAUCAGCACACCGGGCCCAGGAGGGACAGCAUGGAUGGACCCACUCCUGGAUGAGAGUCCAUGUUUCCGGGCACACGACCAUCGUCCCUGCUAUCUCAGAUGUCUCUCUCUGACCCCAUUCAGGCCUGUUAUUCACAUUUUGUCCUGAGUAAUCUGACCACAUGUGGACAACGCUAAAUUCAGGCCUGAAUGCACCUAAAGCAUCUUGAAUAUGUCCUCAGAUCCAGUUACAAAAAUCCACAUUCGGAUUCCUCAGUCCUCUGACCCACCCACCCAUACAUUCAUUUAUUAGGAACCUUAGACUGAUCAACGCAUUAUUUAUCUAUGUAAUUGCUAAAAAAAAAUAUAGUUCGUAUCAAGUUUGUCAGUUAGAUUCAAACCAUUGUCAAAUGAGUUCACGUGAUGCUGAUUAAGUCUAUGUCUCAUGUCACCCGGCAACAUUCACACACUCCUGCACACAGGAAGUGAUUUGUUUUAUGUGAAGUCAGACGGAGGCAACGGCAACAUCGCGCUAGUAAAGUGAGCCGACUGCAAAACGGGUUGCCGACACAAAGAAGUGUCCACGAAAAGUUUCAGAAGUGAAUUCUGCUGCUUAAAAAAACCCUAUCUUUCAGCAGUUUGACGGAAUAAACACUUCUUCACUUCCACCCGAGCUGCUGCUGUAUACACACAAACGCUCCCUCAGUGGGGUCUGAUAGUUUUGCUUCACGACAGAGCCCGUUUUCAGUUGAAGGACACGUCGUUUUUUGUUCAUGAAGACCAAACUGAAAAUCACCUAAAGUUACACCCUGCAGCUUUAAAAUCUUAAUUUAAUUUUAAGCUUAAAUCUUUCAUGUUACAACAGUGUGAGUAGAGAUUUGCUCGUCACUCACUCAGACACAGCAAUACACGCAAUUAGCAUAUUUACAUAAGACACAUCCUUACAGUCAGCAUCUUAUAGGAGAUCUGAUCACGUGAUCGCACAUUUUAAUGCCAGGUGUGAACUCUGUACUUGUGAUUGAAGCAUUCUCUAAACCAUUUGAAAAUAUAAACAUUAUCAUAGGGUUUCAAAUGUUUUUUUUCUUGGAAUAAAGGCUGACCUUCAACAAUAUAAACAUUACCUUUAUUAACAAAAUAAUUCACCAUACAUACAGAUUGCAUCAUAUUAAAUAGCAGUAUCAGUUUGCAGUUGUAGUUUUGUUGAAUGGAAAAAAACAAAAACAUGACCACAGUGGGUGUUUUUUCCUGAUUAGUAACGUCACUAUACAGUGGCACACUGACAAAUAAUAGGAAAUGUACUUCGGGAAUGAAAGGCAGGAAUGUUGAACUUGAUCAACUUGUAAUUGUUCGUCUGACCUUUUGGAAAUCACAAAAGAAGGCAAUAUUUUGACAUCAAUUAAUAGCUCAUAGAAUGCCGGACACCUACAGUACUUUUUUUUUUUGACACAUUACUCAACACAGACAAUAUAAUACAAUGUUACAGUGCAGUUACAGUAUAGAUGUCUCCAUUGGAAUGUACUGAAAUGAUGGCACACUCCUGUGUUUUUAGCCCUUGUGGUGAUGCACAGAUGUGGUGCACUGGACACAACAUCAACAUGAGGGAAGAUAAUGAAGCAGGUAGCCCGAUGUGAGAACACUGGUUUCAACACCAACACGACAUGAUAUCAACAUGGAACGAGAAAUGUAAAAUGUCAGUGCAAUGUGUUCUCAUUACUGUAGUGUCGCGAUGAACAAGAGUCCAGCCUUGCUCCGAUUCCAUUUUAUCACUGUCGACUCUCGCCCUGUAUUUGUUUCCAAACGCUCGACAGCAACAUGAGAACAAUGUGGACACCACAACACCACAACACCCCCCCCCCCACACACACACACACACACACAGAAGAAUGACACUAUCAGGUGCUUUUAAGAUCUGCCUCAAAAAAGGGGAAGCAGUGCAGUGCAGCAGCUGUGUUUCCCUCCCUACACUGUCGUUUCGCAGCUUAUGAAGAACACUGAUGUUUUUACCCGUCUCUCUCUAAAAGGUCCAGUGUGAUAUCUAAAGGUGAGACUACAGACUGUAACAAACGGAUAUCUCCUCUGCGUCAGGGACCUACAGUGGCCUUCUCCAUUUGCAUAGUAAGCCUCCACUUCAAAAUGCUAAUCCCAUGCUCUGGCUGGUUUGUCUGUUCGGGGCUGUUGUAAAAGAAAUGAGUGAUGUGCAGAAUGUGGAAGCAAUCCCAUAACAAAUACUGAUAUCAAUAUUUUUUACUUCUAAAAGAAGAAGCUUUUGAUCACAACAUAACUAUGAUAAACAGAUUUUUGCAACUACUGUAGGAUUUUUUUUGUUUCCUCUCUUGCUCUGCUCUCUCUUGAGAUAAUGUGUGUUGUGAUUCAGCGCUAUACAAAUAAAAUUGAAUUGAAUUUA